Messenger RNA from Galleria mellonella (greater wax moth), 976 nucleotides. RefSeq lists its product as uncharacterized. The record is from RefSeq and is a predicted model, not a curated record. The coding region runs from base 9 to 674 and encodes 221 amino acids. The transcript has 4 exons. NCBI's taxonomy places the organism in Eukaryota, Metazoa, Arthropoda, Insecta, Lepidoptera, Pyralidae.
UACCGAACAUGUAUACUAUAAUGAAUAUAUUUAUUUACAAUCUGUCUAUAUAUUUGUAUUGUGUACUGAGCAAACCUCAAAGUAAUUUGGCGCCAACGAACUUACUGGCGACCCGUAUAGGACCGUGUCACGACGUCACCAGUACAGUGGUGACCGUAUCCGAAAUGAGCUUGAGCACUCGACUCCACGACUCGUCACUGAGCGGCGAGAUGAACGUGUCACGGGAUAUUGACAAUGGUUGGACUGUCAAGGCUUUGAUGCAGAAAUGUCAGGACAUCCGUAACCUGGACACGUGUGAUUAUUUCAAGUCUUUCCCGGUGGUAAGGAACGGUUGCAAGGAAGAUGACGAGUCCGAUGAAGCAGACCUGUAUUCUAUGCUCUUCCAUCGUUCUCAGCCAAGCAUGUCAUGCCCCAUAAAGGCGGGAAGCUACAACAUAGUAAACUACCCUAUAUUCAACGAAGACAACUACUUGGCAGUAUCGGAAGCUAAGAUUUCAACCAGCGUUUUUGGAUACACGUUCAGAUUGGAGGGGUUCAGUAGGAAUAUUAAGAUAUUUUGCAUAGAAGCUUACCUACAAUUGUUGUACAUCAGGGAGCAUAACUGGAACCAGGAUGAGGCUGUUACAUCGGAGCCUUCCAGCGAAGAGGACAAGCGGGCGAGUGAUGAAAAGUAGCUUACUCAGUAAAAAGUAAUAUUAUACUAUUUAAUUCAUUAAAUAUCAAUGAUAUUGUCCACAAAAAUGACAUUGCAUUUAGAAAGAAAGAAAGAAGAAAGAAUUACAUUUACAACAUCAGAUGUUAAUACGAGUAUAUAGUUCCUUGCUGUAGAAUUAAUAUUGGUUUGCUUUAUAAAGCAACCUAUUACUCAUAAUUCGACUGUUCUUUGAUGGAAGUCGAAAAAAUUCAAAUUAAAAAAUACUAAAUUAAACCUGUCCAUAGUACAAAAAAAAAACCCUCUGACUGCAACUUUGAAAUU